AUGCAAUCGGAGGAUAAACACCAAGAGCAGGAUCAGAAUCAUCAUCCCUAUCAGCAACCAGAUCCGACGAAGGUGAUUUGGAAGGCAUUACAAAGGAUGAAGCUCGGAGCUGAUAGAUCGAGAUGGUCUGUUCAUGAUGAUGCCCAGAAGGAAUUCGAAAAAGAUCAUCGACUCUGCCUUGUAGCCAAAGGCCUCAAUAUGGAGCAUCAAAACUCGCCUGGAAUCAAGGUAGCUCUACCCAAGACUUGGCAACUCGUUGGUAAAGUGGAGGGUCAGAUUAACGAUGAUGGAACUGUCAACUUUUACUUCGAUACCGAACACCAUCUACUUAUGGUCCUGGAGAAACAGCCAUAUACGUAUCGAGGAUGGUUGGUGGUGUUGGAUAGGUGGAUCAAUAGAGACAGUCCGACCUUCUUAAAACAGAUCCCCUUCAAGAUCCGAGUUGAAAAGCUUCCUGAUGUCUACAGGCGACAUAGUAUUGUCGAAAGUAUUUGCUCGAGGCUGGGGCAUGUUGAAGAGGUCACAAUUGUGGAGCCUUCUAUUUUCAGAGAAGCUGAAGUUACUGUCAAGGUGUAUUUUGAUGUUGAUGAUCAGAUUACCCUAACGCGAGAAGUUGAAAUUAUUAAGGGUAAAACUCCGGUGGAGCUUGAUUUUCGUUAUGAAGGCUUGCAGAAGUUUUGUCUUCUCUGUGGGAGUCUCAGGCAUGAAUACGAACUAUGUAGUGAAUGUUCUAAGAUGCAACCACGCCAGUUUGAACUGAUGGAUAUUGGAACUAACCCAUAUGCCUCAGUUCAGGAGAGAGAUGCAGCUAUCAGAGAGUACAUCACUAUAAAGGAGACUGGAGAAUCUUCUGGUACUGCUACUCUUAUGCAAACAGAGCCGCCUCCUGCACUCGCAGCUCCUAGACAGAUGACACAAUCAAGGGGCCAGGGAGUAGUCAUCAACCCAGCUGAAGCCGCUCCAACUCAAGCUCAUCUGCAAGUCGUUCCAGCGACCUCUGCUCCAGAUCAACGGGCUAAGAGAAAGACACCAGCUGAUAAAGAGGAACAGGCUUCAACAUCAGCAAAGCGUAUCGAAACAGAACACCCCAACUAUGGUUCGGUGGUUCUCCUUAAACCACAAGGAGAACCAUGA
Brassica oleracea var. oleracea is the source of this 1134-nucleotide messenger RNA. RefSeq lists its product as uncharacterized. The transcript has a single exon. The record is from RefSeq and is a predicted model, not a curated record. Bases 1 to 1134 code for a protein of 377 amino acids. NCBI's taxonomy places the organism in Eukaryota, Viridiplantae, Streptophyta, Magnoliopsida, Brassicales, Brassicaceae.